This is a messenger RNA of Misgurnus anguillicaudatus (oriental weatherfish), 2719 nucleotides long. It is a transcript of the gene mettl14, whose product is annotated as methyltransferase 14, N6-adenosine-methyltransferase non-catalytic subunit. Gene Ontology annotation, biological process: mRNA modification. Gene Ontology annotation, molecular function: mRNA binding. NCBI's taxonomy places the organism in Eukaryota, Metazoa, Chordata, Actinopteri, Cypriniformes, Cobitidae. The record is from RefSeq and is a predicted model, not a curated record. Gene Ontology annotation, cellular component: nucleus; RNA N6-methyladenosine methyltransferase complex.
GUAAAAUAUAACUGAACUGAUUGCAGUGACGUCAUACUUUACGUCUGGCCCUGUGGUGACGUACAAUACAUGCGACGACUCCUCACGUUACGUUUUCACUGAAAUUUUGCCGCACUAAUUUUGUUUUGUAAAUAAUAACAUAAGACUUAAAAUACCCGCAAAACAGCCUUGACAUGAAUAGCCGGUUGCAAGAAAUACGAGAAAGACAGAAGCUCAGACGACAGCUUCUCGCACAACAGCUCGGGGCAGAGAGUCCAGACAGCAUUGGCGCAGUUCUCAGCAGUAAAGAUGACCUGAAAGAGAUCGAAGAGACGAGAGAAACAUGCAGGUCAUCAUAUGAUACAUCAGUUCCCUCUGCAAAAAGAAAGAAUGAGGGAGAGGAUCCAGAAGAGGAUGUGGAGCAAAAGGAGCAGAAGGAAGUUGUUGAGCCUCAGCAGCAGGAGGAGAGCGGGCCGUAUGAAGAGGUGUACAAAGACUCAAGCACGUUCCUAAAGGGGACACAGAGUCUAAAUCCUCACAAUGACUACUGCCAGCACUUCGUAGACACAGGCCAUAGACCUCAGAACUUCAUCCGAGAUGGAGGUUUGGCUGACAGGUUUGAAGAGUACCCCAAACAAAGAGAGCUAAUCCGGCUAAAAGAUGAGCUCAUUGCUGCCACCAACACCCCACCCAUGUAUCUGCAGGCAGAUAUGGACACGUUUGAUCUGAGAGAUUUGGGGUGUAAGUUUGAUGUGAUCCUGAUAGAGCCUCCAUUAGAGGAAUAUUACAGAGAGUCAGGCAUCAUUGCCAACGAGCGCUUUUGGAAUUGGGAUGAUAUCAUGAAGCUGGAUAUAGAAGAAAUAUCAGCUAUUCGCUCUUUUGUCUUCCUUUGGUGCGGAUCAGGAGAAGGCCUUGAUCUCGGUCGAAUGUGUCUCAGGAAGUGGGGUUUCAGGCGAUGUGAGGAUAUUUGUUGGAUCAAGACCAACAAAAACAACCCUGGCAAGACCAAAACGCUGGACCCUAAAGCUGUGUUCCAGAGGACCAAGGAGCACUGUCUGAUGGGCAUCAAAGGAACAGUUAGACGCAGCACAGAUGGCGACUUUAUUCAUGCUAAUGUGGAUAUAGACUUGAUCAUUACAGAAGAGCCAGAGAUGGGAAAUAUUGAGAAGCCAGUGGAGAUUUUUCACAUCAUUGAACAUUUCUGCCUGGGCCGUCGACGUCUGCACCUGUUCGGCAGAGACAGCACCAUCAGGCCAGGUUGGCUGACUGUGGGUCCCACGCUGACCAAUAGCAACUUUAAUGCAGAAGCGUACUCUGGCCACUUCGGUGAGCCCAACUCUUAUUUGUCUGGUUGUACUGAGGAAAUUGAGAGACUCCGCCCCAAAUCCCCACCUCCUAAAUCCAUGUCAGAAAGGGGUGGAGGGGCACAGCGAGGAGGAAGAGGCGGUCCAUCUGCUGGAAGAGGAGAUCGUGGUCGAGAGAGAAACCGGCCAAACUUCCGCGGAGAUCGAGGUGGAUUCAGAGGCCGGGGUGGUCCGCAUCGUGGAUUUAAUCCUCGAUAAUGUACAGCAUGCUUUUUUCAUGAGACUGAAAGCAGAAAUGUGAUUUGAUUUGUGAUAUUUUUGUAUCUGAAACGUGAAAUAAGUUUCCGUAGGAUUUAUAUUGUUUGAUUAGUGUAUAAUUUGUAGGAAUACAUUUUAAUGAAUGUUAAAUUGCAUAAUAGCAGAGCUAAGUAAUAGCUCAUCUGGGAUUACAAACUCACAAACGCAUUACAAUGUUUUAACCUUAUAAUUCAUUAAACCUACGUUUUACAAUGAAAAAAAAUUUAAUGCAUUGUUUUGAAUUUUUUAUAAAUUGUUCUUAUAUUUGCACAUUUAUUAAAUCAGCUUAUGUGUAGGUUGGCACCGUCUUAGUUUGUUAUGAGACUAUUUCCUGUGUGUCCUGUGGAGGGCAGCAAGGUUAAGUUUGAUAAUUGUUUUUUAAGGGUGUUUAUUGCUUCUGUAUGAGCAGAUUUUUCAAAAUGAAAAGCAGGAUAUUUCUUGUCCAGCUGUUGAUUAUUUAAAAAAUGUAUUACCCAUGAAUUUAAACAUAUAGUGGAUUUCAACUUUUACACAUGUAACACAGUGGCGGCUCGUGACUGCUCAUCGGAGGGGCGCUAAUUUAAAAUAUGUGUUCGGAGUGUCGUGUGUUGCUUGCGUUUUCAAAAUAUGUGUUUGUUGCAUCAUGUGAACCAUGUGCAAUCACGUGUUUUGCAAAAUAAGUGCCUGCUGCACACACGUCAAAACCGUUUAUGAUAAAAGAGACCCUCACGUUCACAAAAUACACGCAAGACACUUCCUUAACAGUAAACUCUGAUUACACAUGAGAUCAUGCGAGUAUCUGGCAAACGCGAGCGUCUCUUUUAUCAUAAACCCUUUAAAUGCAUCUGCAGCAGGGACUUGUUUUGACAAGACACGUGAUGCACACAGGAUGUCUAGAUGCGCAGAACACAUAUUUUGCACAAAGGAACCCCACACAUGACGGGCUACAUACAUGUUGUGGCGAGCAUCGGGCUCCCUCGAAAAAAGUCACCGGCCGCCACUGGUGAAUCAUGCCCUGCCCGUUGUACUAUAAAUUAUUGCACUGAAGUGUUAGCAGGAUUACUAUGAUCAAAGUGCUUUUAGGAAAGUCAUGCCACUCGAUGGUCAUUUUCAAGUCCUGAAGGGGGAAUAAAAAAUUGUAGCUCUAAAAUUGCUCCUGA